Messenger RNA from Bombus huntii, 1185 nucleotides. RefSeq names its product jerky protein homolog-like. The coding region runs from base 1 to 1185 and encodes 394 amino acids. The transcript has a single exon. The record is from RefSeq and is a predicted model, not a curated record. Lineage: Eukaryota; Metazoa; Arthropoda; Insecta; Hymenoptera; Apidae. Gene Ontology annotation, molecular function: DNA binding. Gene Ontology annotation, cellular component: nucleus.
AUGCUCUGUUGCGAAUUUCCACAAAGCUCUUCACCAGUGAUACACACAAUGUACAAAAAAAAAAACAGAAAUGUAACAAAUGCAAUGUUAAAGGAUAAAGCUCGGGAAUUGAAUGCACAAUUUCGCACAAAUCAUAGUCUUAAAGGCAGUCUCCGUUGGGUGACAAGAUUUAAAGAACGUUCCAAUUUCCGUAAAGAGGAUAUCAGUAAAGAUUUAGGAAAUCAAUAUGAAGCGGAUAUCUUCAAAGCUGAGAUUAGAAAACUUCUGCAAGACGGGGAGUACACAUUGGAUAAUGUUUACAAUGCCGACUGCGCAGCACUAAUGUGGAAAGCAGUACCAGAAAAAACUCUGCUCUUUGAGAAAUCGCAAUCAAGGAGAAGAAUGGGAGAAGGACAAGUUACUACAUUUCUCUGUGCAAAUGCUACCGGAUGUCAUAAGCUGCCGGUACUAAUAAUCGCCACGAUUGAGCAUUUUCCAUCUUUCAAUAGUUUUCACACAAGUGAUCCAUCAAUUAUGAACAAAACUAACACCAAGCCUUUCAUGGACAGUAACAUACUCAAUGAAUGGUUCAAUAAAUGUUUCUUAAAAUUAGUUACAGAAAGACAACAGAAAAACGGACACAGAGAGAAAACUCUGUUGUUGUUAAAUAACGGUGGCUCGGAUCGCGAAAACAGGAUAAUAAGUACAAAAGAUGAAUUUGUUAAAAUCAUGUACUAUUCGUAUGAGGCUGCACCAUUCAUACAACCAAUAGAUCGUAGAAUAAUCGCAUGUUUCAAGCGAAUGUACAGAAACGAAUUGCUAGAAUCAUUAAUGCCAACAUCUAACAGCGUUUCAGAGGAAGAACUUAUACACAUCUAUUCCCAAUUAAAUAUAGACGAUUGCUGUCGUAUGGUACAUAAUGCUUGGUCAAAAAUCAAGAGUCCAAUACUGAAAAACGCGUGGGACAAGCUUUUGAAAGAUGAAAGCGAACGGAGUUCGGAAGACCCCGAAAUAAUAAAAAAAGACAUAGACGAAGCUCUUACUAAACUGAACAAAAUACCAGGAUGCGGAGGGUGCGACAGUAUCGCUGUGAUGAACUGGUUUGAAACUGAUAAGGAACAUAAUACCGACACACAAGAUGAUAUCCAGGAAACUCUUCUAGAUUUUAUAAACGCAGCUACGAAUACAGAGGCGAACGAACUUUGA